GCAUAUGACUGUUCCAUGGGGAGAAAGAGGAGAGGUGAGGAGCAGAUUCUGGGUGUUCCGGUCAACAAAAGAAAAUCGCUGUUAAUGAAGCCCCGUCACUACAGCCCCAACAUGGACUGCAAAGAAGAGAAUGAGGACAGGACUGAGGCUGAGGAGGGCAGUUGCCUGUUGCAAACAGAUGAUCACUCCAUUGCAGAGGAAUUCAUGAUAAAACCUGUGGAUGACACUCUUUAUUCAGCUGCACAAGAAAACUUCAAUAGAAAGGAAGAUAGAUAUGCUAGCUAUCAAGAGCUCAUGGUCAAAUCUUUAAUGCCCUUGGGAAAAUUUGAAAAUGAAGCAUCUGUGCAGACCAUGAAUGAAAACUUAAAUGACAGUGGCGUCCAGUCUUUAAAAACAGAGAGUGACGAGGUAGACAAUUGCUUUCUGUUUCAUUCUGAUGAUAGGAAAGACAGAGCCAAGGACCCCCAGCUCCGGUACUGCUCCUCCGAUGACGGGGAAAGUAACUCAGAAAGUGCAGAGAUGGGUUGGGAGAGCAGCUCCAAUUUCUCAGAAGAAACCAAACCACGCAGAGGCCCCAAGUAUAUUUUAGUGGAUGAUAAAAAAGACCCAUUAGAAGUUUCAGAAAUAAAAACAGAAGGUGAAAAAUGUAUCCCUUGUGAAAACAUGUGUGACCGUGAAGCGGAAAGGAAGGACCCUCAGAAGGCUCACGCGGAGCCCCUGGAGUGCCCAGCCCAGCCUCCCUUCCCCGAGCGCAAGGAAGAUGAUCAAGAGUGCCUGUCCAUGGUGACCCAGGAGUCUGGGGAACUGGAGAAAGCCAAGGGCAACUUAAGUUUGCCGGAGCAGGCAAUAGCACUGCAGGAGGAGCCAGGCCGCGCCUGCCAUGGCACCUACAAAGACCUGGACCGGUUUCUCCUGGAGCACUUGGCCAGGGAAAGGAGGCAAGCCAAAGUUACUGACCUGGGUGGAAGACAAAUCUUUAACAGCAAACACUUGCCAAGGCCUGACAAGAGGGAGACGAAGUGCCCCAUCCCGGGGUGCGACGGCACGGGGCACGUGACUGGGCUCUACCCGCACCACCGCAGCCUCUCGGGCUGCCCCCACAAAGUGCGGGUACCCCUGGAGAUCCUUGCCAUGCAUGAAAAUGUGCUCAAGUGUCCCACCCCAGGCUGCACAGGACGAGGCCACGUGAACAGCAACCGUAACACCCACCGAAGUCUUUCUGGUUGUCCAAUUGCUGCAGCUGAAAAAUUGACAAUGUCCCAGGAUAAAAAUCAGCUUGAUUCUCUCAAAAGCGGGCAGUGUCCUGACCAGGUUCACAGGGCAAGCUUAGUGAAGCAAAUUGAAUUCAAUUUCCGAUCACAAGCCAUAAUCUCUCCCAGAGCCACUGUGUCAAAAGAACAAGAGAAGUUUGGAAGAGUACCGUUUGAUUAUGCCAGUUUUGAUGCCCAGGUUUUUGGCAAGCGCCCCCUCCUACAAACAGGGCAAGGACAAAAAACACCACCAUUUUCUGAAUCAAAGCAUUUUUCAAACCCACUGAUAUUUCCAAGCCGAUUGCCUAGUGCAGGCGCCCACACACAGAGCCCUUGCCGUGCCAGCUCUUACAGCUACGGUCAGUGUAGUGAAGACACCCACAUAGCAGCAGCUGCUGCCAUCCUGAACCUUUCCACCCGCUGCAGGGAAGCUGCCGAGAUCCUCUCCAACAAACCGCAGUGUCUGUCUGCCAAGGGAGCCGAGAUAGAAGUGGAUGAAAAUGGCACAUUGGAUUUAAGCAUGAAAAAAAAUCGAAUCCUGGACAAGGCUACACCUCUAACUUCCUCUAAUAAUUCCAUUGUGACUUCUUCCUCUUCCCCAUUCAAAGCAAGCAGCCUUUUGGUCAAUGCAGCCUUCUAUCAGGCUCUCUGUGACCAAGAGGGCUGGGAUACUCCUAUCAACUAUAGCAAAGCCCAUGGAAAGACAGAGGAGAAAGAGAAAGACCCAGUGAGCUCUCCAGAAAAUUUAGAGGAAAAAAAGUUUACUGGAGAGGGCUCCAUACCAAGUCCUAAAGCCAAACUCCAUGCAAGAGAUCUCAAAAAAGAACUAAUCAGCUGCCCGACCCCAGGAUGCGAUGGAAGUGGCCACGUAACAGGAAACUAUGCAUCUCACCGCAGUGUUUCUGGAUGUCCUUUAGCAGAUAAGACUCUUAAGUCCCUCAUGGCUGCUAACUCUCAGGAGCUGAAGUGUCCAACCCCAGGCUGCGAUGGGUCAGGCCAUGUGACUGGAAACUACGCUUCCCACAGAAGCUUGUCUGGCUGCCCUCGUGCCAGGAAAGGUGGUGUCAAGAUGACCCCUACCAAGGAUGAAAAAGAAGACCCUGAACUUAAGUGUCCUGUGAUAGGCUGCGACGGCCAAGGUCACAUCUCAGGUAAAUACACCUCCCACCGCACGGCUUCCAGCUGUCCCCUGGCUGCCAAGAGACAGAAGGAGACUCUUCUCAACAGGGCUUCCCUCUCCUGGAAACUCAACAAACAAGAACUGCCUCAUUGCCCCCUGCCUGGCUGUAAUGGGCUGGGCCACAUCAAUAAUGUUUUUGUCACCCACCGAAGCUUAUCUGGAUGCCCUCUAAAUGCACAAGCCAUCAAAAAGGGCAGAGUCUCUGAAGAACUCAUGACCAUCAAGCUCAAAGCAACUGGAGGUAUAGAGAGUGAUGAAGAAAUUAGGCAUCUGGAUGAAGAAAUAAAGGAGCUGAAUGAAUCCAACCUUAAAAUUGAAGCAGAUAUGAUGAAACUGCAGACCCAGAUCACUUCUAUGGAGAGCAACUUAAAGACCAUAGAGGAGGAGAACAAACUUAUCGAACAGAAUAAUGAGAGCUUAUUGAAGGAGCUGGCCGGGCUGAGCCAAGCCCUCAUUUCUAGUCUUGCUGACAUCCAGCUCCCACAGAUGGGGCCUAUCAGUGAGCAGAAUUUCGAAGCAUAUGUAAAUACACUUACAGAUAUGUACAGCAAUCUGGAACGGGACUAUUCCCCAGAAUGCAAAGCCCUGCUGGAAAGUAUCAAACAGGCAGUUAAGGGCAUCCACGUGUAG
Messenger RNA from Trichechus manatus latirostris (Florida manatee), 3060 nucleotides. RefSeq names its product ST18 C2H2C-type zinc finger transcription factor (gene ST18). Gene Ontology annotation, cellular component: nucleus. Bases 16 to 3060 code for a protein of 1014 amino acids. The record is from RefSeq and is a predicted model, not a curated record. Gene Ontology annotation, molecular function: DNA-binding transcription factor activity, RNA polymerase II-specific; zinc ion binding; RNA polymerase II cis-regulatory region sequence-specific DNA binding. Gene Ontology annotation, biological process: regulation of transcription by RNA polymerase II. The transcript has 18 exons. NCBI's taxonomy places the organism in Eukaryota, Metazoa, Chordata, Mammalia, Sirenia, Trichechidae.